Pseudomyrmex gracilis is the source of this 6986-nucleotide messenger RNA. RefSeq names its product fasciclin-2 (gene Fas2). Bases 228 to 2894 code for a protein of 888 amino acids. The transcript has 10 exons. Gene Ontology annotation, cellular component: axon; cell-cell junction; plasma membrane. Gene Ontology annotation, molecular function: cell-cell adhesion mediator activity. The record is from RefSeq and is a predicted model, not a curated record. NCBI's taxonomy places the organism in Eukaryota, Metazoa, Arthropoda, Insecta, Hymenoptera, Formicidae. Gene Ontology annotation, biological process: dendrite self-avoidance; homophilic cell-cell adhesion; axon guidance.
CAGCGCGACGUUGUGACGUGUUCUCUCACAGUCAAUAUAACAAGAAACUCAACAAAUGUAUUUCUUCGUUUAAUAGUUCGUAAAUGAUCGACCGUAAUAAUUCAAAAACGCGUGUGGUGUCAGUGAAAAACUAAAUAAAACACGUAACGACGGAGAAGUGCUGGAGAACACGCGAGAAAGACUGUCUUACCAGGUGGAGACUGAACAGAGGCAACGAUCGCGUCACGAUGGCUCGUCAUAAGCGUCCCGCCUCUGUCACGAUCGCCGUACUGCUUCUGAAUCUAGCAGCUUACGUGAACGCGACGGACCCGUAUCUAGAAAUACUUCCGAACGGCGAGACCCAGACAAAGCCCAUCGGGUCAAGUAUUAUACUCACUUGUAAACCAAAGGUGGAAGAUCCUCAGCUUAUCACAGACAUGCAAUGGCUUGAUCCACAAAACCGCGAGAUCGACAGGUUGAGAUUCUUCGUUUUGCCGCUGCAAAGCUCGCACGCGAACUCGAAGCCGGCCAUGUACACGGAACUUCAUCAGGACGGUAGCCUGUCUCUGUUCUUCAAUUCCCUCAAGGAGGAUCAGGCCGGGAAGUACACUUGCAAGGGAACAUAUGCGCGCAACGUGCCACUGGUCAAAUCUGUGACGAUCGAUACUAUCAUCGCGAUCACAUGGGACAACGCGCCGCAGAAUCAAUAUCCCAUUCGCGGGAAAGACUACGCUAUCCAGUGCAUAGUACGCGCUAGACCGCCGCCUUCGGUUGACUGGCUCUACAACGGAGAACUGAUCAAGACGAACGAUCACUACGUCAUUGACACUCAUUCGUUGAAGAUCAAGAACGUACAGGAAACCGAUGACGGUGUGUACACUUGUCGCGCGUCGGUGCCGACUACGGGCGAGUUGCAAGAACGACCCAUCCGCGUCGAAGUUCACGUAGAACCGUCGAUCGAAGAGAUCCCAAGUCAAAUCGACGUAAUCGAGGGCGAUAGCGCGAACAUUGAGUGUAAAGCCAGCGGCAAACCGCCUCCUGAGUUUUCGUGGGUCAAACUUUUCAACCAGCAGAAUCUCUCUUCUUCCGAUCGUUUUAAAGUCGAUCCGGUCACGGGAAUGCUCGCCAUUACUAGCGUGAGACGCGAUGACAUGGGCGAAUAUCAGUGCAUAGCGUCGAACAGCGCUGGCAGAGUCACCGCCACCAUCGUGAUAAACGUGAUCGUUAAGCCAAAGAUCAGCGAGUUCGUGAACAUGACUGUGGUCCAGGGAAAGAACGUGGAAAUGAGAUGCAAGGCUACCGGACAUCCGCUGCCAGAAGUGACCUUCAGGAAACACACAGCUGAGAAACCGUACGUGAUGGGCAUUCAGCCGCAGGACGACAGAAUAAUUCUGGAGAACAAAAAUGACGAAACGACCAGCGAGAUUAUCGGGAUUCUGAGGAUCGGUAACGUUCGCACCGACAACGACGGUCUGUACGAAUGCAUAGCGAAGAAUCUCGGCGGCCCCGUUUACACAAACGGCCACCUUACGGUCGAGUUUCCGCCGUCCUUCCGCAAUAUGCCGAACGCCACGGCCUGGUCGUGGGAGCAGCGACCGGUAAAUCUCACUUGCAUCGCCGAGAGCAUACCGAACGCGACGAUAAGCUGGUAUCGUGGCAACCAAAACCUUGACAUCGAAAGCGAAGGAUUCACCAAGAUCGGCAACGGACCAGUUUCUAUUCUCCAAAUAAUACCUUAUAAUCAAAGGUAUUAUACGACUUACAAAUGCGUCGCCUCCAACACGCACGGUAAAAGCGAGCACAUGAUCGAGCUGCGAGAAGCAAAAAGACCUGGCAAUCUUCUGAAGGCCGAAAUGGCCGAGACCACCGCCACGACAAUAAGUUUCGAUUUGAUACCGCCGCAGCAAGUAGACUUGCCCAUUAAGGCCAUCACUGUGCAGUAUAAAGAGAAAAAUGACAUCUGGUCAAACGCGAAGAACAAAACGUGGUCUGUCGGUUCAACGUUAUACGUUGUCGAAAACUUAAAGCCGCAGACGGGCUACGAUUUCCGAUUUGCGGUGAGUACCGAUGUCGGCAUGGGGAAUUGGGGCAACAAUCGUUAUGAUUCCACACACAGCAGAACGGUACCGAACAAACCCAAAAUUCUGACCACAUCGGAUUCCAAGUACGAGCAGUCAGCCUACAGCAAUCAGUAUGAGCUCAAGUGGUUGACGCCGCCCGAUAACGGUGAGCCCAUCGAUCUGUAUGUGAUCAAGUUCUGCGAAAUAAUAAGACGCGUCACCAACGAUUGGGACGUGAUCGACAAAACUUGCAAAACGAUGGAGACUCGGGGUAGGACGACGCAGUGGCUGAAAGGUUUGAAGCCCGACACCUUCUACACGGUCGAAGUGAAGGCUCACAACAUAAUGGGCCACAGCGAACACGGAUCCGCCAUGUUCAGAACCGCCAGAGGUGUAGAUACCAGUGUGCUGCAGCAUCAAGGCUCGUUGAUGUCGAGCGUAACCAUAAUCGGCAUUGUUCUCGCGAUGACAUUCAUCGUCCUUAUCAUCAUCGACAUCACCUGCUGCUGCAUGCGCAAGACAGGAAUCAUUUAUUACGCAUACGAGCGAUCUCGGCGGAAGCCGGUUGACGAAGAAGAUUCCAAGCUCGGCAGUCUUUACGGUUGGCGGUUUCCAUUGCCGUAUUGCGACCAAAAAAUGGCCAAUGUCGCCGGGGUCACGGCCAUCCAAGAGUCGGGAAAAAAUACCAUUAGAUUGGUCAAACACACUGCCAUAGACGAGAAAGAGCCGCUGAGGGAGGAGAAGAAGAUCACGCCGAUCAUCGACUCCGGUCUGCGCCGGGAGACCUCCAUCACCUUCGACGGCAAGCGAUCCGUCUCCAAGACCGGGUUCGUCGGCAAGGACUCGGCCGUCUAGAUAUUCUUCCGGCGUACUAGAUUGUAAAUCCAUAUCGGAAACACGCUGCGCAGUUUCCGGCCAAAGUGUUCUCGAAAAAAGAAGAAACAGUAACGAAAAAAAAAAACAACAAAAACAAAAACUAAAAACGCACGCAGAGCGGAUUGUCGUCGUUUUACUCGCGAAGAGACUAGGAUUCAGCGACCGGGCCUCGUCGGGAAUUUUCCCGGACGAGAAGCCUUUUCUCGCAGCUGCUUUCUUGCCACUCGAACCAAUCGAGCCUCUUUUUGAGGUUCCGCUUUUUCGUUUUGCCCUCAAAAACAAACGCGCGCGCGGUUUUCAUACCCGCCCGCCUCAGCAUCCCUUCGAGAUCUCUCACCUCGUGUUCUGCGAUACGUCGCCUGUUCCCGCAUUUCCUUGUAGAUUCCCCUGAUAAAACGCUUCCCGCUAUUGAUAAACUUGUCCUUUGCCGACUACUUUGCUGCAAAGUUCUCAUCGCACAUCUGAUUUCUUGUGUAAGGUAAGCCAGCCACAUAAACAAAAAGAAGAGAAAGAAAGAAAGAGAGAGAGAGAGAGAGAGCAAACCUUGGAGACCCGACAUAUCUUCUUGCUGAAUUUUCAGCAAGCUGAAACCCAUUCUGCAAGAUUUCUUUUCACGCGGAAAAAGACUGUAUUGGAACCGCAAGUCGUUAAAAAAACUAAUCAAUAUUAAUAAGACAUUUUUGGUUUUGGAAAACUUUUUUAAAACUUUGCAAUUCGGCAUAAUUUUCUUAUUGUCACGUUUGAAAGGUUUGUCUCGCACUUGUUAAAUCCGGUCUCAAACAUUUUCUUUAUCUCGUCACUCACUCGCCAAAGCAUGCGAAGGAGCGUAAGAUGAUCUAUAGCUCUUGAAAAAAAAUAUAUAUUAAAAAAAUCGAAAAUGAAAAGUGCGAAGUGAAUAAAAAAUGUAUUUGGAGUAGUCGUUGUUCUUAGGGGAAACUUAUGAAUAUAAUUGUAAUUUAUAUAGCGCAUGUUAUACAAGGAAUCGAGGAGUAGGUAGAUCGCUCGCGCGAGAAGAAAUAGAAGAGGAAUGUACAAAAAAAAAUAAAAAAUAAAAACACAAGUCACGAGAUUGGUGGAAAUUGAUCGAUCGAUUUAGUGAUGAAAUGCUUCGAGGAACUCUUUAGAUUUUCACAGUCUAGUACGCUGGAUAGUGUCACGCCUUUCGUCGCGCGCAGCAUCUUUCACGAAAAACCGCGGGAAAAGUCGUGUUCUGUUGCGCUCGAAAAACAGACACCAGAAAAGACACACAAACACACAAACAACUAUUGUCUUCGUUUCGAAGAAACAUUGCACUUAAGGAAUAUAACAGUAUAAAAGUGUGCGAUAUUCGCUUUCUUCAAAGAGCGAUGUCACUCGUUCUAUUGCGGAGAUAUUGUUUUAAGAUAUAAGCAACUAAGUUUGUAUAUCGUAGUGUUACGAAAAUUGAUCUAAACUACUAAAACUGUAGGAUAAGAGAUUCAAGACAGUUUCGCCAAACGUCCAAAAAAAAAAAAGAAACUUUGACGAUAAAUUAAUUUUUAUUGAAUUAAUUUUUGUCGUAAAUUAAUUUUUUUUUUCAAACAAAUUGUUCAUUCGUAACGUUCGUUCAAACCGAGAGAUUUGUGGUUGUUGAAAUCUUCAAAAGACUAUUCUCCAUUUUUUUAAACGUUUGAAGAAUGCGCGAAUAUUGCUUUUUAUAAUCCUUGAGCGUCAACUCUUUCUUCUCUUCCAAACGAGAUGCGCAAUUUUGCAGCAUUUUUCACACUGUACAUACACCUUUGAACUACACUCUAUUGUCUCUCUUUUCACAUCCUUGCCUGUGUAGAUUCACUGUGUGAAUUUUCCGAAAUGAUUUUAAUCGAAAUUUUUCUUUUGUAAUUACCAACAAUAGAAAAGUGAAAUUACUUCGCUCGAAAUCGAUUUCGAAAUUGUCACAUAGUGCAGCUGCAAUCGAAACACGCAAGAAGUAGGUAAGUUUUCACGUCUACGAUAUUGUAUCUUCGCGUGAUUUGAUUCCCAAAUAAUAAUUCCGACUUCGUGUUCGUAAUAAACUUUCGAUCCGAAUACUCCUAUUUUUCAAUUCAAAGACUGAUUCUUUUAUGCGCCGAAACGAAUAAAAUCGUAAUCGAUUGUUCAACCAGCUCAAGAUAAUUAUCGAAUUUCUUCUUUCAUUUUGUGAUGUUCGAUCACAUCAAACGCAUGUGUAUCUUGAUUGAAUUUGUUUAUCCGCAUAUGUUUAUUUAAUACUAGAACACACGGGGCUGUUGUGUAAAUUUUUCAGAAAUUGAUCAAAAACAUUUUCGGUUUUCAAUUAUCUUUCUAUUGUACCACAACAAAGAGAAAAGAAAACGGAAAACUUCGAAGAAUCAAUUCCGUAAAGAAAUUACACGAUAGCUAACUCUGUACUUUUGUGUCUUUUACCUUGAGUGAGAAAAAGCUCUCAAUUUUAUUUGUUUUUUUUAAUCGUAAUAUAUGUAACAAUUUUUAACAUAUUGAGCUCUUGCAAACAACUACAAUGUGUAAGUAUAUUAAGAUUGAAAAAAUUUUAUUGAGGUAAUUUGUCAUCAAUGAAGUCGAAACGCUAUAACGCGGCAGCGCAUUAAGUUGCGAGAAAGACCAAUCGAUCAGACUUCUUUUUGACAAAUCUUGAUUUGUUACCUUGACAUUAAAAGUCUCUCUGAAUAAUAUAAUUAUAUAUGUAUAGUUUAAUCAAACCCAACAGAUGGCAUUUAACUGUGAGAGGUAUCGAGUCUUGCACACAUGAUAUUGCGGGAUUUUCAAUCAAUCUUGCACAUGUUAUACAGGAUUUUCGAUGACAUCGCAGAAAGCUGCCAUAUGACACACUAAUGUAUCCACAUAGAAUAAAAAAAAAAAAAAGUACCAUUUUUGUCUUAAUAUCUGAAAUGGCUUGCAAAAAAAACUGCAGUUACAAUGUGAUAAGUUUUUGUAAAUGCUUGUAAACGUUUUUCCUUAACUGUAAGAAAUAUUGAGAAUAAAUUCUAGGAGACUCUUGAUAGGUAUAGAAAACAUGCGCAAGUACAGAAAUCGUGUUCUCGCAGAAAGCUGUUGUGAGAAAGUGCGAUUAUCAUACAAAUAUCACAUUUUAUUGUACAAUAUUGUGCAAUAACAAUCUCACGUGUAUUUUUUUCAAUAUGUACGCUUAUUGGUUAUUACAUUGUGUAUUGUAUAUGUUACACAUAUACAAUGUAUACAAUUUGUAUUGCGUAUAUAUUGUAUGUUGUACUAUUAUUAUCUCUUAUUUAUAAGUUCUAAAGUCAGAAAACCUUUAUUAUUUGUAUAUUAUUAUUAUUAUUUAACAAUAAUGUAAAUAAGCAUGCUUAAAAAAUGUUUUUACUGUCAGUUUAACUUCGAAUGUAAACUUUUUUAUUUUUAUUUUUUUCAAGAACUGGAAAGAUACGUUGUUUUGACACUGAAUUAAAAGAUAAAAAAUAACAUUGGUUAUAAAAAAUAACAUUGAUUGUAUGAUUUACUUCUACGUAGACAAUCUGUAAUAAAAAAAAAUCAAAUCAAGAAACAGUGUCACAAAAAGUACAAUUAUAACGUACUUGAACUACUAACGUACUUGAACUACUAACGUACUUGAAUACUUUUCGUGUUAUUACUUUUGCGUUUGUUGAUGUAAAGCUACUUCGUGAACACGCUUUCUAUGCAAGUAGCUUUUUUACGUAAGAGAGAAUUUGCCAAAUACCAUAGUACUUAUUAGCAUGUAAGUUAAUGAGUACACAUUAAAUAUAAAUAAAUAUAUAUAUAUAUAUAUAUAUUAUAUAUACAUGAGAAAAAAUGAUAUAUAUGUAUAUGAAAAAAAUAAAUAAAUAAAUGGAGUCACAAAAGAAAAUUCGCGCGACACUUGUCACGCGGCACUUCGCAUCGGCGAGCGAGACGUAUUAACCAUUUUCUAGCACUUAGCUGUUUUGUAUCCGUUGCCAAAAGCCAUAAUCAUUAACAAAAUAGCUUCCCACGAAAAGUAUUACUGCGCAUCUUCCAGUUUGGAGAUCACUAUGAGUAUUAUUAAAGUUCCGUAGAUGUAAGGCGUAUUUUUUAUGUAUGCUUUUUCUGUACGCGACGAGAAAU